ACACUAUAUAAUACUAAAUACUAUAUUAAAGCCUAAAAAUAUAUAUAUAUUUUAACAGUGAAUGUCAUAUACAAAGUGUUGAUCGCAUUACUGGUAAUCACUUUUAUUAAGUAAUAUCUCAUCAAAAAUAAUAAGAAGAAGAAAAAUCUUCGGGACUUUCGUUCUCUGAAAAAGAGGAAUCACUUCCACGAAAAGGAUCCACUCAUUCGGUGUUUGUGUCUGAAGAAGAAUAAGAAGAAGACAUCCCAACGACUAGAACUGCUAAGAGUUUUCAUAGUCCCGCGCGAUAUAUAUAUAUCGCAUACUAAAUAUUUUUUAAUCAACUAAUUGAUCCCUGAAUAUCAACAAAAAUGGGUAAAGACUACUAUAAGAUAUUGGGUAUCGCGAAGACGGCUACCGACGAUGAAAUCAAGAAAGCCUAUCGCAAACUGGCCCUCAAAUACCAUCCGGACAAGAAUAAGGAUAAGGGAGCCGAAGAAAAAUUCAAAGAUAUUGCCGAAGCCUACGAAGUAUUAUCGGAUAAGAAAAAGCGCGAUAUUUUCGACCAGUUUGGCGAAGAAGGACUGAAAGGUGGUAUCGGCGGCGGCGGCGGAGGAGGUCCUGGUAGUGGUGGAGGUGGCGGUAGUUUUGGUACCUCUGGAUCGAAUUUUACAUACGAAUUUCAUGGCGACCCCCGCCAAACUUUUUCCCAGUUUUUCGGUACCGAUAAUCCAUUUGAUAUGUUCUUCAAUAUGGGAGGACUGGGCGGCCACCAGCACCCGGGUGGUGUCGGUGGUCAAGGUUUCGAACAGCAUAUGGAUAUCGAUAACGAUCAUAUAUUUAUGAAUAAUUUUAUGUCCGGUGGCGGACAACCGGGCGGUCGUCCGGGAAAUAUAUUCACACAACAAAGUCACACAUCAUCGGGUGGUUCUCCUCGUAAAAAUCGUGCCAAACAAGACCCGCCUGUCGAACACCAAUUGAUGGUCACACUCGACGAAGUGCUCAGGGGUUGUACAAAGAAAAUGAAGAUUACCCGUAAAGUGUUGAACACUGAUGGCAAAAGCUAUCGCAAAGAGGACAAAGUGUUAACCAUUAAUGUUAAGCCCGGCUGGAAGGCCGGAACAAAGAUUACGUUUCAACGCGAAGGCGACCAGAAUUCGGGUUCAAUACCCGCCGAUAUUAUAUUUAUUAUCAAAGACAAACCGCAUCCGAUGUUCAAACGCGACGGUCACGAUAUUGUCUAUACGGCUAAAAUUACGCUAAAGGACGCCCUGUGCGGUACUCAGAUAACAGUACCGACACUGACCGGGGAGAAAAUGCCCGUCAGGAUAGCCGAAGUAAUCAAACCGACAACUGUUAAACGUUUGUCUGGUCACGGACUGCCCUAUCCGAAGGAACCCAAUCGCAGGGGUGACCUAUUGAUACAUUUUGAUAUCAAAUUUCCCGAUUCUCUGACAGACUCAAUGAAACAAUUGAUUGGCGAUAUAUUACCAUAAGUUUAGUGUUUAUUUUUUUGGGGAAAAUUUAUUUUUUUUUAAUUAUUUAUUUAUAAUUUGUAAUUAUAUUA
Messenger RNA from Oppia nitens, 1546 nucleotides. Its product is annotated as dnaJ homolog subfamily B member 4-like. Bases 351 to 1475 code for a protein of 374 amino acids. The record is from RefSeq and is a predicted model, not a curated record. Gene Ontology annotation, molecular function: protein-folding chaperone binding. The transcript has a single exon. Gene Ontology annotation, cellular component: cytosol. NCBI's taxonomy places the organism in Eukaryota, Metazoa, Arthropoda, Arachnida, Sarcoptiformes, Oppiidae. Gene Ontology annotation, biological process: negative regulation of transcription by RNA polymerase II.